AUGACAAAGUAUUUGGAACGGAUUGAAGAAAUGAAGAGAAAUUACAGAUAUAAAAAGGAUGAACUUUUCAAGAGGAUCAAGGUUACCACAUUCGCUCAGCUAGUAGUUCAAGUGGCAUCUGUGUCAGAAGAGAGCGAUGCUGAAAUUACCAGUGAGGAGCUGCGGAGGCUGGAAGAUAACAGUUCAGUCAUGUCAGAGGCAGAUACAGAGCUAGCAACAGACCGGACCAAUGGCAAACACAGCCCUGGCAGUGUUCCUUUAAGCCCUGUCGAGCUGAUUGAUAAUAUAGGAAGUUUGGAAUCCUUGAGCUCUGCGCGCUCCACUCUGCAGAGUGUUAUUAGUGGAGUAGGAGAAUUGGACCUGGAUAGUGAUCCAAAGAAAAAAAUCGAAACAAGCACCCUCUCCAAGCACAGGGUCUCUUGACAAACCAUACCCAGAUUCCCCAUACCUUCUUCUGGAUGUACGUGACAGAGAUUGCUACGAUCAGUGCCAUGUUAUUGGAGCUUAUCACUAUCCCACCGCCAUGCUGUCCAGGACAAUGAAUCCCUUCACACAAGAAAUCUUGAAUUUUAAAAAUGCACAAGGCAAAAUCAUUAUUAUUUAUGAUGAAGAUGAGAGGAUAGCCAGUCAAGCAGCUACAACAAUGUGUGAAAGAGGAUUUGAGAAUCUAUUUAUGCUUUCUGGAGGUCUGAAAGUUAUAGCACAAAAGUUCCCAGAUGGCCUCACAACGGGCACAUUUCCAGUCACCUGCUUAACUCAGCCAGUGCAACCUAAGUCUGCACGCAAGCAUUCCACACCAAGGGAACCUGUCUUACCACCUGAGAACAAAUUGAGAUUUUCCGGCCAAGACCUGGAAAAAAUAGAACAACAUCUGGAGAAAAUGCUCAUGCCAGCCGACACUGCCAGUCGUCUCAGCCGUUUAUCCACUGGUAGAUCGGAGUCAAAAAGUUCCUACUCCAGAAACAGCCACAUUCCAUCUUCUGCCAGCUCUGUCAGUUCCCGAUCAAUCCGAAGCAUCAGUCCACAUGGCAAACCCUGGAAAUGA
This is a messenger RNA of Staurois parvus, 1045 nucleotides long. The record is from the annotation of a GenBank genome assembly. Lineage: Eukaryota; Metazoa; Chordata; Amphibia; Anura; Ranidae.